Lolium rigidum is the source of this 1239-nucleotide messenger RNA. Its product is annotated as protein MRG1-like. Gene Ontology annotation, cellular component: nucleus; histone acetyltransferase complex. The record is from RefSeq and is a predicted model, not a curated record. The coding region runs from base 16 to 978 and encodes 320 amino acids. The transcript has 11 exons. Lineage: Eukaryota; Viridiplantae; Streptophyta; Magnoliopsida; Poales; Poaceae. Gene Ontology annotation, biological process: chromatin organization; regulation of DNA-templated transcription.
GCGGGAGCGAGCGCGAUGGGGGGCAGCUCCAACACGACCACGACCACGAGCGGCGGCGGCGGCGGCGGCAAGGACAAGGACAAGGGCAAGGACGCCCCGGCGGCCUUCACGGAGGGCGAGAGGGUGCUCGCCUACCACGGGCCCCUCCUCUACGAGGCCAAGGUUCAAAAAACUGAAAAUCGGGAGGACGAGUGGCGAUACUUCGUCCAUUAUCUUGGAUGGAAUAAGAACUGGGAUGAAUGGGUCCCAAGUGAUCGUUUAUUGAAGUACACUGAGGAGAAUAUUCGCAAACAGCAAGAACUUACGAAGAACCAAGCAGUUGACAAAACCAUCAAGACUGGGCGGGCAGCACAGAAUAACCCCAAAGGCUCUAAUGCAGAUGCAAAAACAAAUAAAGAGGACACUAAGGGUGUUGUCAAGGGGAAGAAACGGAAGAAUCAGAUUGGCAAUGAGGAAAAGGAAAGAAGGUCCUCAGAAAGUCUCCUAAUGUCACAAUUUCCUUUAACACUAAAGAAGCAACUGGUUGAUGAUUGGGAGUUUGUCACGCAGCUGGGUAAGCUUGUAAAACUACCUCGAUCUCCCACUGUCGAUGAUAUUCUAAAGAAGUAUUUGGAGCAUCGGAUAAAGAAGGAUAACAAAAUAAGUGACUCUUAUGCUGAGAUUACGAGAGGAUUACGCUGUUACUUUGACAAAGCAUUGCCUGCAAUGCUUUUAUAUAAGAAAGAACAAAAGCAGUAUAAAGAAGAAAUUAAAGGCGACGUUUCACCUUCGUCUGUAUAUGGAGCCGAGCAUCUACUGCGGUUGUUCGUGAAAUUGCCAGAGCUACUGGCUUCUGUGAAUAUGGAAGAAGACGCACUCAACAAAUUACAGCAGAAAUUGUUGGACAUUCUCAAGUUUCUGCAGAAGAACCAGGUUGCAUUCUUCCUUUCUGUGUACGAUGGUGAUUCGAAAGGUGCGGAUGCUGUAAAAGGCAAAUAGGAGGAAAUGAUAGUAUCUGUAUGUUGUAUAACCAUCUUCUGCUGGAUUUGCUUUCAUAUGUAUGUCAUGGAAGUGUGUGACUGUUGACCGCCGCACUGCUCGCUAAUUAAAUGUAGCUGACCUGCAAGCAAAAUCUUGUGCGUACUCUGUGUGUAAAUUGAUGUAGCUGUAGUGCCAAUGUUUCUUUUUUUUACAAUUUUCGCUGAAUUUACUACUCUCUCUGAUCAUAUGAAUUCUCGCUAAUAUGGAUGUAUUUAGACA